Messenger RNA from Brassica rapa (field mustard), 1557 nucleotides. RefSeq lists its product as uncharacterized. The record is from RefSeq and is a predicted model, not a curated record. Lineage: Eukaryota; Viridiplantae; Streptophyta; Magnoliopsida; Brassicales; Brassicaceae.
AUGUGAUCACACAAUAUUUGCGUAAGCAGGGAGCGAACAAGAGGCUGUUACAGUCAUAGAAGUACGAUACGUACACGACUCCGAUUUCAAAAAACCCAAUCAAAAAAUCAAAUCUCUCGGCGAAGAAUCUCGAAUUGCGAUUGCAAACUAUGGCUUCAUGUGGCCUCUGGACGCCGCCGUCUUUCUCUCCCCGCCGGAGACUCUCUAACUUCUCUUCCACUCGCCGGCCUCCAUUCUCGGUUAUCAGAUUCGACAAAGAGCUUGCCUCACGAAGAGUCUUCUGCAGCUACAGCCAGGAGAACAACAAUAAGGAUCGGCCUCAAUCUUCCGGAAUUCAAGUCUACGGCGAGAUCGAGAGGUUGCUAACAGAGACUGUCAAGCAAUCUCAAAGUAGCUCCGCUGGAUCCGCCGACUGGUCAGAACUCGAGGGAGCUUGGGUGCUCAGACCUAGAAACUCGAAUCCAAAGAUGGUUGCUCAUUUCAUUGGUGGCAUAUUCGUUGGUGCAGCACCUCAGCUUACCUAUCGACUGUUUCUUGAGAGAUUAGCUGAGAAGGAUGUUUUGGUUAUUGCCACACCAUAUGCUAGUGGUUUUGACCAUUUCGCUAUUGCCGAUGAAGUUCAAUUUAAGUUUGAUAGAUGCUGCCGAUCUCUACAUGAAUCUGUGCAGGAUCUUCCAUCUUUUGGGAUCGGUCAUUCUUUGGGAUCCCUCAUUCACCUUCUCAUUGGAUCAAGGUAUGCUGUUCAGCGAAAUGGGAAUGUUUUUAUGGCAUUCAACAACAAGGAAGCGAGCUUAGCUAUUCCUUUGUUCUCCCCAGUUCUCGUCCCCAUGGCUCAAAGCCUUGGACCAUUGUUAUCACAAGUAGCAACAUCCCCAACAGUCCGCCUUGGGGCAGAGAUGACCCGAAAGCAAUUAGAAACUCUCAGCCCUCCCAUCAUGAAGCAAAUUCUACCACUAGUGGAACAGCUCCCUCCCCUGUACAUGGACUUGGUGAAAGGAAGAGAAGAUUUUAUUCCAAAACCAGAAGAAACAAGACGCCUUAUAAGAUCCUACUAUGGAAUCUCAAGGAAUCUGUUGAUAAAGUUCGAGGAUGAUUCAAUAGAUGAAACACCAAUCCUAGCUCAGGUGCUUGGCGUGGAAUCAUCCAUAAGCUCAAAGCUAGACAUGUCUAUCCGUACUCUUCCAGGGGAUCACGGUCUUCCUCUGCAACAGUCCCUCCCAGAUGUCCCACCAGCAAUGGCUGACGCUGUGAAUCGAGGAAGUGAGUUCUUAGCGAAUAUGGCUGUUGGAACACCGUGGGAGUCUGUAGCUAAAGAGGUUGGAGGUACGCUCGGAAUGGACUCGAAGAUCCUUCGUGCAUACACGUCCAAAGAUCUUGCCCAGCUCGUCGAUGCAAUCACAUCUUGGAUGGCUUCAAAUAUGGGUCCAAAACUUCUGAGAUCAUAAUGUUGGUUACUCGUGUACACAAAGUAAUCUAAUAAUACAGGUAAAUGUAUAAAUUGAAGUUGACGGAUCAUCAUCUGCUUAUAUAUGUAUUAUUAUAACUUGUUUGUAGACA